AUGUUUCUAGAGAACCACCAAAUAAGGAAGAGGAUGAGGCUGAAGUGGCUACCCCUCCUGACUCUGACCACAUGUCUUUUCCCCAUCAUUACCAUGGCGUCUGCUUCGCGCUGGUCGACACGUCGUUCUCAUAGACCUGCCCCGGCUGGUGAGUGUCUCCGCGGUAACGGGAGAGAUUACAGGGGCACGGUGUCAGAGACAGAGAGAGGACACACCUGUGUGCAGUGGAGCUGGGUGGACCGCCCUGGCUCAUAUAGAUAUGGAAAGCACAAUUACUGCAGGAAUCCAGAUGACAGGAGCAGACCGUGGUGCUGGGUGGUCAAUGGCAAUGAGCUAAAGCGGGAAUUCUGUAAUAUUCCACAGUGCAACCCGGAACCCGUCCCGAAAAAAACUGCCAUGGAUGAUGGGUUACCGAUCUUUCCGCCUGCAGAGACCACAUGUGGGGAGCGACGUCUGCCCACGCGCAGAAAGAUCGUCGGAGGAUCGGUGUCGUCUGUGGAGACCCAGCCGUGGAUCGCGUCAGUUUUCCACAGGCGUUCCUUCCUCUGCGGCGGGAGCCUGAUAGCACCGUGUUGGGUCCUCAGUGCAGCUCACUGUUUCUCUGAAGGACGAACCAUGAAAAAAACCCGACAUCUCUCUGUGUCUUUGGGGAAGGACUACAUCAAUCAGACGGAACACAGCAAAGAACAGCAUUUCAAAGUGGAGCAGCUCAUUAUUCAUGAAGACUACAACUCUGAAAAAGAUUUUAACAAUGAUAUGGCUCUGCUGAAGAUCAUUGGUGAAGACGGUCAGUGCGCGGUGAAGACCAGAUCAGUGAGGACGGUCUGUCUGCCUCCAGAGAACCAGAUGCUACCCCCUGGUCUCUACUGCGACGUUGCUGGCUAUGGGAAAGAACGAUGGGGUGGGGGGUACUCCAAGGUUCUGAAAAAGACUCAAGUGAAGCUGAUCUCACAGCCAGUUUGUGAGCGCAACGAUUACUAUGGCGACAAGAUAACCGAAAACAUGUUCUGUGCGGGCAGUCCGGACUGGACGACUGACUCUUGUGAGGGCGACUCAGGAGGACCGCUGGUCUGUGAAGUUGGAAAUCGCAUGUUCCUCUUUGGCAUUGUGAGUUGGGGAGAGGGCUGCUCAAAGAAAUUUCGACCUGGAGUCUACACCAGAGUAACAAACUACAACCGCUGGAUCGCCCUUCACACGGGCUUGCCCUCAUUCACCGCAGGCUCCAUGUACCCAGAGAAGUGA
Molecule: messenger RNA, 1242 nt
Organism: Chanos chanos (milkfish)
Lineage: Eukaryota; Metazoa; Chordata; Actinopteri; Gonorynchiformes; Chanidae
Gene: plaua
Product: plasminogen activator, urokinase a
Exons: 9
Coding region: 1-1242 (413 amino acids)
Biological process (GO): plasminogen activation; regulation of cell adhesion mediated by integrin
Molecular function (GO): serine-type endopeptidase activity
Source: RefSeq, a predicted model, not a curated record